Messenger RNA from Diatraea saccharalis (sugarcane borer), 158 nucleotides. Lineage: Eukaryota; Metazoa; Arthropoda; Insecta; Lepidoptera; Crambidae. The record is from the annotation of a GenBank genome assembly.
UCUGUAUUAACUAAAUAUUAACUUACUUUUGAAUAAGAAUUAGAGAAUAAAUGACUACAAGCCGAUCUAUUCCAAAUUUUAUUUUAAGUUUUGCUUGCGUUUUUCGACUGAAUAUUUCUUUGUCUGUUAAGCGUAAACUGGCAACCCUUUUUCUUUGA